This is a messenger RNA of Cylicocyclus nassatus, 2821 nucleotides long. The record is from the annotation of a GenBank genome assembly. NCBI's taxonomy places the organism in Eukaryota, Metazoa, Nematoda, Chromadorea, Rhabditida, Strongylidae.
AUGUCUUCGGUUGUUCAGAAGGGACCAAACCCGCACUUCAACAAAGAGCAGUCGGUACUACACGACUCAACAACUGGUGUGCUCUAUUUGCACUGGCGAAGCGGCGCGCAGCACGCGCCGCUUGGGCAUGUGUUUUGCUCGUGGCAAACGAGUAAAAACAACUCUCUUAGAUCAGAGAAACAUCGUAGUACGAGGAUAGCUGCUGUAAGUCGAUUGAGUGAUAUGAAGAGAGCGAGUACUUCAGAAAACGGAGAAGAACGCAUAGUAACGAAAAACAACACCAACGGACACACACAGCCUCCUCCAAACAAACGGUCGAACUCUGAUCACCUCGGAACUCAAAAAUUUGAAAAAAUGGGAAUUAAUGGAAAACCUGAUGACCGCGACGAUUAUGAGCGCGUCGCUGUGCUUGACUUCGGCGCCCAGUAUGGCAAGGUCAUCGAUCGUCGAGUACGUGAAGCCAAUGUACUUUCUGAAAUGUUUCCUUUGAAAACUAAAGCAAAGGAUAUCAUAAGCAGAGGGAAGUUCAAAGCCAUAAUCAUUUCUGGUGGACCCAACUCAGUGUAUGCCGAGGGGGCCCCGCAGAUAGAUGAAGAGUUAUUCAAUUGCGGUUUGCCCGUUCUAGGAAUUUGUUAUGGAUUUCAGUUGAUAAACAAGUGUCAUGGUGGUACUGUAGCAAAGCACCAAGUUAGAGAAGAUGGUCAGUGCACGAUACGAAUGGAUACAUCAUGCGAUCUGUUCCACGAUCUCAGUGAGAAAGAAGAGGUACUACUAACCCAUGGAGAUUCUGUCACUGAAGCCACUAUCGCCCCAGGAUUCAAAAUUAUUGCAAGAAGUGGUUCGCAUGUCGCAGGAAUAUGCAACUCCGAAAAACGAUUGUAUGGAGUUCAGUUUCACCCUGAAGUUGAUUUGACAACCCAUGGUCGAAAAAUCUUCGAGAAUUUCCUAUUUCGGAUAGCGGGCUGCGCUGGAGGUUACACAUUGGCCAAUCGUGAGCAGAUGUGUAUCGAUGAAAUACGACAGACUGUUGGAGACAAGAAAGUACUAGUUCUUGUAUCUGGUGGGGUUGAUUCUUCCGUAUGCGCAGCACUCUUAAAUCGAGCCCUUGGACCGCAGCAUGUCACUGCCAUACAUAUAGAUAAUGGUUUCAUGAGGAAGGACGAAAGCGAUUAUGUGAUUAAAAGCCUCAAAGCAAUUGAUCUCCCUGUUCAUAGAGAAUAUGCUGGUUUGACAUUUAUGGUGGGUACUGUCUCUGGUAAGACUGGUGAUGCUGAUACGCUGGACAGAACUGUAGAUCCAGAGACAAAACGACAUAUUAUUGGGAAUACAUUUAUCCGGGUUAAAGAUCGAGUUAUGGAGGAGUUAAAGUUAAAGAAGGAGGACUAUUUCCUUGCUCAAGGCACUCUUAGGCCGGAUUUGAUUGAGAGCGCCAGCGAACUUGCUAGCGGACAUGCAGAUACGAUCAAAACUCAUCAUAAUGAUACUAUUCUCGUUAGGGAGCUUCGAUCUUUAGGUCGCGUGAUUGAACCACUGAAAGAUUUUCACAAGGAUGAAGUCCGUGAACUUGGUCGAACUCUCGGACUUCCCGAAGACAUUGUCAAUAGGCAGCCAUUUCCGGGGCCGGGUCUGGCUAUUCGGAUAAUAUGUGCACAGAAGCCACAUAUUUGUAACGACUUUGCCACCACACAUCAGUGCUUGAAUGUGCUCACAAAUCUGUCACGUCAGCCUGCUACACCUGCAGAGAACGAGUUCAAAGAAAAAAUGCUAGAGGCUAUGGCGGGAUGGGAGAUCACAGAACUCAUGUCACAAUCUUUUACUAUCCAUGCCACCUUGCUUCCAAUCAAGAGUGUUGGUGUGCAGGGGGAUCGGCGUUCCUACUCUUACGUAGCAGCAUUAUCUUGUGAUGAAAGUCCGGUCCCUUGGCAAUUGCUUUCGCGGUACGCAAACAUCAUUCCGAAAGUUCUGCACAAUAUCAACAGAGUCGUUUACGUGUUCGGUGAUCCUGUAUUGUAUCCUAUAACAACAAUCACACCGACUUACCUGAAUGCCUUCACUGUAAGAACCUUGCAAGAGGCAGAUCACCUAGCAACUGAGGUAUUGCAUGGUAGAAAAAUCAAUGGCAGUCGAGAUCCAGAUCUGGAGGAUCUAACGAAAAAGGUGCAGCAGAUGCCUGUUGUGAUGGUCCCCAUUCAUUUUGAUCGCCUCCCCAACGAAGUCAACUCAUACAAGCGUUCCUUUGUAUUACGACCAUUUAUCACUUCUGAUUUCAUGACGGGACUUGCAGCUUUACCAGGAAGAGAUAUCCCUGAAAAGAGUGUUUAUGAAAUGGUCCAUCGAAUCGUAACGCAUGUGAAGAGCACAUCGAGGGUCAUGAUUGAUCUAACCAUUGUGCAUAGUUAUAAUGUUUCGAUUAGCACGAUUGUAAACAGGCUUGCCGCCAGUUAUUUACUUUGUCGUUCUGAUCAAAUGUUCUGAAGAUUCUCGGAGAAAAUUCAAUUGUUGUUGAAUUGUUAGCUUACCCACGCCGUUCUCACAUUCCAUCUUUCACUUUUCGUAGAUGUGUAAUUCGCACGUUGUGGGGAGCGCUCUGUUAACACUCAAGCGUGACUCUGCAAGUUGUUCAGCUACCGCAGUCACCAGCGUCCGGCUUGUUUCGGGAUUUAGUCACGUGUUGUUCAUUUUCAUUUCGUUGUAGACCGUCGUUACAUUUGAAAGAUUUUGUUAAUGGAAUUGUUGACAUUCCCGGUUACGCAUCGCCGUUUGGCAUGUGCUCGAAUUCUUAGGCUGUCAUACUGUUGAAUGCAAGUGAAUAUGUCAGAGG